CCUUGCUCCGCUGCUUGAAAUCGUAAACUCCAAACUUUCAAUCAAAACAAAGAAGGGUUGCGACAAUGGUUACUAGUGUAGCUCAGUUUUGCAUCUCUGCUUCGCCCAAAACCUUAGCCAAACAAUCUGGCGCCAUUCUUCUCAACAGACCAAACCCUGUUUUGCGGUUCCCUUGGACAAGACUGCUUGCACUUUGCUUCACCAAUGCUGGAAAAGACAAUUCCAAUUUCCAAGCAAAGGAGAGACUGAAUUGCUGUGGCCGAUACUCAAGCGAUGGGAGGUUCCCUGGGAGUGGUUCAUUAACUUUACUUGCCUGUGGAUUGAGCAUUACAACUAUAGUUGUACUUGGAGUUUUGUAUGGUGUAGCCAACCCCUUCCAACCCCUUACUGAAGACCUAUUUCGCUGUGGUAUCCUUCAUGCAAAGUCUCCUAAUUGCUUUAGUUCUCUAUGCAUGUUAUGAAAAUUUUGUCUUAUUAAGUGAGCCACAUUGAAAAUUUGCAUUGUUUCUUUUAGGCCUUUAGGUUAUAUGGGCAUAUGCAUGAAAGGCAGCCAAUCAACCUUUUUAACUGCUUUGAUGGUUAAUUGAAAAUAUUUUUGAUGCU
Durio zibethinus is the source of this 603-nucleotide messenger RNA. The record is from RefSeq and is a predicted model, not a curated record. NCBI's taxonomy places the organism in Eukaryota, Viridiplantae, Streptophyta, Magnoliopsida, Malvales, Malvaceae.